Jaculus jaculus (lesser Egyptian jerboa) is the source of this 896-nucleotide messenger RNA. It is a transcript of the gene Milr1, whose product is annotated as mast cell immunoglobulin like receptor 1. The transcript has 7 exons. Lineage: Eukaryota; Metazoa; Chordata; Mammalia; Rodentia; Dipodidae. The record is from RefSeq and is a predicted model, not a curated record. Bases 35 to 730 code for a protein of 231 amino acids.
CUUCCACACUCCCUCCCUGGCUUCAUGCAAGAGAAUGAGGAGUUAUUGGAACAAACUGUUUUUCUGGACCAUUUUUCACUGUGUCACAAUUCAAAAGACUGUGUGGAGUAUCCAGAGUGAAAUAAGAACAAGAGAAUUCCCUUCUCCGAAUUUGAACUCAACUAUGAAUGUGGUCACGAUAGGUCAAAAUGUAUCUCUGUCCUGUUCCAGCAAGAACACGUCACUAGAAAUCACCUAUUCAUUAUUUUUGGGCAAUAAUCAUCUGAAAACUGAAGUAGCUAAUGGUAAAUCUGUGACUUUUCAACUAAUGAUCUCCAGUGCCAAGGAUGUGGGGCCCUACAAAUGCAAAGCCUAUGUUUUCAACUGUUCAAAAUACAGUCAGCCAUUCAACUUCACGAUUGAGGAAAAAGGCAGUCUUCCCUCAUACCUGCUGCCUCUGCUGCUCCUGAGUUUAUUACUGGGAUUACUGCUAAUAAGCUUAAUUCUGUUUUUUUGGAUCAGACCAAAAUACAAAACAAGAAAAGCUCUGAGGGAGAGUGGUUCCAAGGACUCUGGAGAUAAACUCAUGGAAAGUCAGCUGUAUGAAGACGUCUAUAAAAAUCAAGCAGGGGAAGUUCAACUCCAGGAGAUACAUUAUAUGACCCCAGUCUUCCAGAAGGUGGCAUCCAAGGAACUAGAGGCCUAUCAUGAAAAUAAAAUUGGCUCUAUCUAUUCUGAACUCACCUACUAAAUAUGAAAAAAAACCUGACUCCAUCUCAGCAUAAGAUACUUUCUGAGAAGCUGAUGUACACGAAGAAACAGCAAUCUUAUUUGGCCCUUAAAAAUGUCUAACUUGGGCUGGAGAGAUGCCUGUGAAGCCUAAGGACCCCAGUUUGAAGCUCGAUUCCCCAGGACCU